AUGCCAAUAGCCUCGCAAAUCAGACGAGGUUUCUACGGUGUUACAACGAAAAAGCCGGUUCGGACGGCCGCCGCUUAUGUGAUAUCUUUGGUGGUCGGAAUUCUGUUGCUGAGGAGAUUGUCGCAGCGAGGUACGUCGAGUUUUCAGCGUAAAUUAUAAAUUUAAGUUGUGUUUAAUUUUACUCUUUUAUGCCCGUGGGAUGUAUCGUUUAUCGCGAAACCAAACUAACUUCGGUUUAUUGUUUUACCAUCGAGUAACUUUUUGUAGAUGUCUAGUGUUACAUAAUGGACAUCGAUACCGAAAAAAAAAAACAAAACAAAAACAGAACCCUCAUGCCGGCCGGUAGCUACCUAUUUUUUCCCAAACCCAUAGCUUUAAGUUUUAUCUGGAAUGGCUUUUCUGUCAAGGCAUUACUGAAAUUUGAAGCCGCCAUCAUAGUAUUACACAAAGGUAUAUUGAUGAAAGAAUUCGCGAUCACGAAAAAUGGGCCUUGGUAAAUUAUACUGAUUAUCUACCUAAAUCGUUCCCACCCUCGGUGAGGUGUUUCCCUACCCCGUUAAUUAUUUUCUUUUACUCUUUGUUGAUAAUGAUUUCGUUUUAUUUGAAUUCAAUUUCGGACAGAUUAAGAGGCAUUUAAAUUGCGACAGUUCUUUCAGAUAACAAUAUCCUGCUGUUGGCAAACCAACAGAUAUGUCACAAAUUUACGAAAACUGGCUUAUCCAACAGAUUUAUACUUUGAGUAAAAUUAUUUCCUUUCAAACAUUGAUCCGUUUUCCGCCCAAUACACAAAGCAAACAAUAGAUUUGUAAACUAACAACUGUGAUAUCUUGGGCUGAGAUGUAGUAAUAAUAUAACUUCGUAUUGCGUGACUCGGCACAUCACCUUGACUGUGUCACGCUUCUAAGUUAACACACGAAGAGCCUUACUGCUUACUAAAUCCCGAACAAUUAAGUAAAUCUGCAAAAUUUCGCAGGAAUAAAUUUAAAAUUCAAAAUUUAGUGUCACACCUCGUCAACUUUGAAAAGGGGGGAGGGGGGUCCCACAUUUUAGUAAUUUCGAAACGAAUUCCUGUUUUAUCUUUUGUCUACCUCAGUAGAUAAAAUUAUUUAUAUACUUUUGCUUAUUGUUGCUAAAUUUUUGGGGUUCAUAUUUUGAAUACUAAUUAUGAUUUUCGACGCCGCGUGACUCGUCGAUAGUUUUUUCGUCAGUGGUCACAUUUGACGUAGGAGCGCACAAAUAAAAUCAGACCUCUCUAAAUGUAGGAUUGCAGCCAGAAGCCUCAUGGCAGUCUGCAGUUGUAGAACGAUUAAUGAGCGAAAACAUCAAUAAGACAAGUGGAGAAUUGUUUUGGUCCGUGGAUUCUUUUUCCAUAUUCCUAACUUAUCUGGGACGAUGUCAUUAUUUAUCACGGGGGGGGGAACGGAGAGGGGGAUCAGUCGUCGCCAAAUGAGAAUAAGGGGCGGGACUGUAGCUAAUUGACUGCCAUUAUCAGGUAAAUUUUAUCGUGACAAAGCCAACACUCACCCCCCCCUUCCGUGCCUGGGGCCAUAUCAUUCUCUUACUCAGAGUACUUGUCCAAAUCAUAUACACGCUGAAGAAACUUAGCCAUGAAAAUAAAUUUCAUCGCUGCUAAAAAGUAAAGAUCUAGAAUUGUGGAAAGGAUUAGUUUUUUUUUCAGAACACAAAGAGGAGUUUUAAUAGAGAGGUGAACGAAGCUUAGGGUUAGCUCUAAAGGGGCCAAACUCAUUUGAUACUUUGUGUUUUUUUGUAAUUCUAUUCAUUUGGUGUCUUUUUAUUUAAGAUUACGAGGACACAAAUUCUAGUCUAACUACAGCUGCACAUGAGCACAAAACAGUAAGUACUUAACCUAACCGUCUCACAAAAAGACAUUGGAAAAGCCUUGAUCAACGAUUGGGUAAAUGCUACAACAUAAAUCAAAAUUCUGAAGUGUUUGACUAUUGUUACCCUCCUGAGGAGCAAAGACCUCUUAAAACUUGACUCACUGCCGAUGUCUGACUUGUUUUUUUGUUGGUAGAAGCACUUUUUUAAGGUGACAUUGGUUACAAUUAAAGUCCUGUUAGCGCCUAAAUUCCUCCCAAAAGUCAUUUAGUAGUUUCAUUAAUUGUCACUUGCUUGUAAAGAUGAGAACAUGACAAUCUUACCAGUAAGUCUUGCAUUGGUUCUCUUAGGAACUGAUCAUUAUUUAUCGACGGGGGGGUGGAGGGGAAAAGAAACCAGCCCCCCCCCCCCCCUCCGUUCCCCCUUAAAACGAUCUGAUCCCCCUACAAAGAACCUCCGAUUCUCCCCUUCCAGCCGAUAAAUAAUGACUGUCCUUAUUGAUCGGGAUUGAUUACUCCAAGUUUAUAGUUUAUUUAUUAGCAAUACUCCUCAGUUCCUCUCUCAGACAAAAAACUUCACAAAGACUAGCCACUAAGCUGAACACGAGUAUCGAAGCACCCCACCCCCCACGGAUUCAUAAGCCAGACGGUCGUGCUUUUUACGUCAACCUCGUUAUUAGGAUCUGCAUCACGUAGCUAGACAGAGGACGCACGUAAAGGAGAGGAACUUAGAAACAAAAAAAAAGGCGCAUUUUUAUCGUAAUCAAUGUAUUUAUGUUUCUUUUAAAAGUUAUACGCCAUAAGCCUUAAAGAUCUUCUCUGGAAUGCUUAGCUAUUUAAAAGGAAAGAUGCAUCCAAACACGACUGCCUUGAAUUGGUACAAGCCUCCCUCAAAAUUUUCUAAGUUUCAGUUUUGUGUAGCAAAUCACAGUUCAUUUCAUGUUACAGGUGAACCAAGACAAGAUCCAACAAGAUCGACUUGAACGGAUCCGAAAUUACUGCAAUGCAUCAAGAAACAACAAGAACAUCUUUCACAAACUUCCUAAUCGAAAUCAUUUUAACUUUGUCGUUAGUGAGAAGCACAAGUUUAUUAUCUGCUAUGUGCCAAAAACCGGCUGCAGCCAGUGGAAAGAUUUACUUCUGAACGUUCUUGCAGUUCGCCCGGUUACACCGAACCAUGACAUCUCUUUGUUUGAUUAUUCAAUCUUUAAAUUCUUGAACGAGUUUUCAGCAGAAGAAAGGAAGAAAAUGCUGGACUCUUAUCAGAAGUUCUACUUUGUUCGGGAGCCAUUUGAAAGAUUACUAUCGGCUUACCGGGAUAAAUUUGUUGGUAAAACGACUCACUUAUAUGAGACAGUUGCCCGGAAAAUAAUUCAGAAAGUUCGCGGUGUUGGUAGAGACAACGAGAACGGUGGAAGACCAACUUUAGCAGAAUUUACCACUUAUCUUAAUCAGUUACCAGACCCUUCCUCGUGGGAUAUGCACUGGCGCCCAGCCCACCAAACCUGCUACCCAUGCGCCGUUGAUUAUAACUAUGUAGGUUACUUUGACACCAUCAAGGAAGACGCUGAUUAUAUUUUAAAAAAGUUACAAUUGGAUAACCAGUUUCAAUUUCCAGCAUUUAGAUCUCACACUUCAGUGUUGCUGGAAAAACACUAUUCCCAGAUCCCACUGCACCAAAUUGUCAAACUCGCAGAUAUCUACCGGGAGGACUUCGAAAUGUUUGGUUUCAAGUACCCCGCUACCAUCAAAAAGCUCUUUAAGGACUGGGUAUGAGAUAUCGCAAAAUUGGAGAGGUUAGGGACCAGUCACUAUUUUUCGCCUGGAUUUGGGGGGGGGAGGGUAUUUCGCCAAUUAACUGCCAAUGGGAGGGGAGAAGCAUAAGAAUAUUACAGAGCCUCAAGGGGGAAUCAGAUAAAUUUUAUGGCGACACAAACGAAAUCCUCCGACCCACUCGUCCCCCGGUGACAAAUAAUGACAGGUCCCUCAGAUUAUAUCAAAGCAAAUUAACAAUAUAUAUUCCUUACAGAGGACAGAUAGGUUGGCGGCAUCUAUAGAAGAUGAAGUUAAAAGACUAAAUCUCUCAUUUCCUAGGGAACUCCGUCUUCCCACGUUAUACUUCUAAAACAAAACUGAUUUAAGACAUCAUAGAUCAAUUCAGAGAUACUAGGUCUCCUUCUCAGUUGUUAUUCGCUCUUAUUACGCAACGCUUUCAACAUGCUGGAUUCUUAUCAAAAAAAUUUUUCGGGAAUAGGAUCCUUUUUUUUUUCAGUUUAAAACGAUGGCAUGGGAAAUGAUUCGUAACCGCAGUGAUAGCAGAGGCAACGAAUAUUGUGAAAAACCAACGUUUGCAGAGCUAGUGUUAGAUAUAAACCCUACAUGGUUUUGCUUGAGUAAGAAGGACAUUCCAAGGACGAGCUUUGCUAUUGUAAAUGACUUGAAAAGGAGACUUAACGAGGACACGGAUAAUUUUCCUUGGCAAAAUGAACUCAACACCCCCUUUUUUCUCCUUUUCUUGCCAAUGUCCAUGGAAAACCUCAUUGAUGGUUGGAAUUUGUGAGCUUAGGGCUGGAUUUUGAUAAAAUCAAUAUUAAAAAAAAUUUGAAGACGGUGGGAAAAUGAAAUUGUUUGCCAGUGCGGG
Pocillopora meandrina is the source of this 4479-nucleotide messenger RNA. NCBI's taxonomy places the organism in Eukaryota, Metazoa, Cnidaria, Anthozoa, Scleractinia, Pocilloporidae. The record is from the annotation of a GenBank genome assembly.